CUUUUUUUUUCUCUGUAAUUGUUGAUUUUGUUUUUAUUUUCUUGGGUUGAUUUUUUUUAUUGGUAUACAUGUAUCAAUUCUCCUCUUUUCCCCAAUUUUUGGCAAGAGGAAAAACAUUUCUUCAUCCCCUUUAAAUAUAAGUUCUUGUAACCGACUUAUUUACUUAGAACUUUCGAUUUUUGUAUAAAAGUUUUUCUAUGCACAAUUGUUCACAAACAAGACAAUAAAAAAAUUGGAAGGUCGUAAUUUAAUAGUACUAUAAGCUAUUUUAAUAAGGUAUUUGAUUAUCAUUUUCAUUGUUAUUCUUUUUAUAUAUUUUUGUUUUUUUUUUUUUAUGAUUUUAAUCUUGAUUAAUGCUUGUUUAUGAGGUAGGAAUUAAUAUUAUGUUUAUGGUAAUUUUUUUUUUCAUAUAGAUCUCUUGAGCUUGGGUUUGUUGCUGUUUACUCAUUUUGAGGUUGAAUUUGUACUUUUAUAUGAAUUUGUGUUAAUAGAUUUUUUUUUUCAUAAAUUGUUCUUUAAUGGAGUUGAAUAUCUUGUCUCUUCAAUGAUUUUAGGUUAAAAUAUUUUAAUUUCAGCAAUUAUAAAUAAUUAUAUUUCGUGGGCUAAUAAAAUUGUGUAUGUUUGACUUGGAGAUUCGCUCAAAAUCACUUAAAUGUAACUUAAGUCUCGAAUUUAAGUGCCAAUAUUUGAUUUUGUUAUUUUUUUAUAAUUGGGUUUUGUUGAAAGAUGCCAUUUUUUGUUUUUGGGUUUUGUUGCAAUGACUCAAGUCCGAAACACAAGUACCUAUUUCUUUAAUUUAUCUCUCUAAAUUGUUCUAACACCAAUAUUCAAAGUGAAUGAAAUUUUUAUUAUUUAUUUUAGGACAAUCUACAGUGUGUAUUGAUUAUGAUACUUGGUACUAAUUGCCUAUAGAGUUUAGGUUUGUGGGUUUUUUUUUUCAAUUUUAAAAUUUAUGAUUUAUGAUUAUAGUUUGAAUUUGAUUGAAUAUUUACAACUUUCACUCAAACUUCGUUCAUGUUUUGUGCUUAUCUGUUGUUGUGCAUUGCAUUGUUUGGUUAUUGCCUCCACUCUAUUCCUCAAGAAAUUUCGUCUUACAUCUUGUUCAUUAGAUACCCAUUUAAUCAAGAAUAUUUUUUUAAUAUCUAAUUUUUGUAAUUUUUUUAUGGGCAAUUAAAUAUGAGUCAAAAUAAGUGCACAAGAACCUAAAAAUAUGGAGUACAAUAGAUAUCGUAAAUUAGAGGACCUACUUAGUAGCGUUACAAUUGAUGGUUGUGUGUUAGCUAUGUCAUUUUAGUUUUCAUUUGAUUUUCAUUUUAGUGUUGCUCGUCAUGAUACUAUGACAUUUGUUUCCAUUUGGUAUGGGUUUGGAAAAUUUGAUGGCUGUGUGUUAGCUAUGUCAUUGUAAAAUAUUGAGUAUGAGUUUGGAGAAUUGGACAAAAUUUAAAUUGUGUGGAUGAUGGUUGUGUGUUAGCUCUUUCCUUUUUGAUUUGGAUCAUUCAUCUCAUAUAUUCCAAAUUUCUAUUUAAGCAAAAACACAGAAAACUAAAAAGUAGUUUCUUACUUUAUUCAUAAUCUUUCACCCCUUUUUAAUAUGUAAAUUCAACUAAUCAUUCCAAAGAUUGCGUUUUAUAAGAACAAAUUAAAUUCCUCCCUAUUAUAUCUUGAUCCCACUCAAGCUUAUAUGUUUCUGUUCUUGAGGUUCUCGGUAACUGACACAAGUUCAUUAUAUAACAAUUACCCCAGCUCGUUGUUGAAAAUGUUCUUGCUUUUAAUGAGGGUUUCUGGAUUCGUCUUGCUGCAAGGACCGAGACCUGCUAAUCAGAGGAUGAUAAAGCAUGAAAGAUUACGAAGAACUGGCAGCAACACUAAUGAGCACAGUGGACCGUCUUGUUCAUAAAAACAAUGAAAAAAUUGAAUCUACUACUGAAUUCUUAAAUCAAUUCUUAAACAUGCAAUGGAUGAAAAUCAAGAACUUACCUGGCCUCCAAGAGACCCUGAAGCUAUUAAUCGGAUGGAACAGAAGAUGAUGCUGAUGAUGAUGAAAAAUUUGAGCCCGAAAUUUCAAAACCAGCAAAGAAAGGACGAGGUAGAGCUGCAAACACAAGGUGAUACAGAAGGCAGCAACGACUUCACAUACGACAUACACAUCACAAGGUACAAUAAUUUAUGUAGAAUGUUGAAAAUUGUUGUUAAUAUAUCGAAGUAGAUGGAUGCAAGAGACCCUUAUUGAAUUGAAAUGAAUAGCAAUCUUUUGGAUAAACAGGUACAAUUCUUAUUUUAUAGGUUGCUUGAGUUUUGUAUCUUUAUUGUUAUUCUUAUCUAAACACCAAAUUAAAAGACAUAGUAUUAGUAGGUAUGCAAUGUUAUGUUAAAAUGUAUGAGUUUGUAAUUGGUGGCAGCUGCUGCAAAUGUAUAUUGUAUGGUCAAUGGUGUAUCUUCAAGUGCUUGCUUCUUCAUUUACUUCCUCAUUUAUACUACAAACUAAGUUUCUUUAUCUAUGCUUACUUAUUAAUUUUCCAUCAUGAAAGUAAACCCACAGAUACCAAUAUAUAUGACAGCAGAUAGAAACAAUAAGAUAAAAUCAACACAUUAACAGUACCAACGGCUCUUAAGUAUAGCAUCCUUGCUCAUGACCCAAAAAAAGGUUAUCUUAUAAUUUUACAACUUUUCUCUCUUCUAAAAGUUUAUCUUUCAACCUAAUUUUAUUAACAAUGACCUCUUUUAAAAGAUCAUUAUCCUCUCUUUCUUACUUUUUUCUACCCCACCAUAAUUUCUCUCCCUUAAUUUAUCUAACAUU
Molecule: messenger RNA, 2797 nt
Organism: Amaranthus tricolor (Joseph's coat)
Lineage: Eukaryota; Viridiplantae; Streptophyta; Magnoliopsida; Caryophyllales; Amaranthaceae
Exons: 5
Coding region: 1955-2206 (83 amino acids)
Source: RefSeq, a predicted model, not a curated record